Messenger RNA from Ilex paraguariensis (yerba mate), 3140 nucleotides. NCBI's taxonomy places the organism in Eukaryota, Viridiplantae, Streptophyta, Magnoliopsida, Aquifoliales, Aquifoliaceae. The record is from the annotation of a GenBank genome assembly.
AAAGUUGGAAAACUCUUUAACAUUUAUUUUUGUUUUGUGAUCAAAGUGUCUUUACUUGCAUCUUUAACUUUUCCUAUUCAAAGGAAUGUCAUUCGUAUCGAUACUAAAAUAUGCAUAGUGGAUACAUUUCUAAUUGUAAGUUUAGAACUUAAAAGACUUCUGUAUUUAAGUUACACUUGUUGAAAUUGUUGAUAUUUGGCUAACCGAGAACAAGAUUGAUUGGUUUAAAGUAGACAGGUGUUUGAUAAAUUUCAAGAUUGGUGGAAGUCUGCGUUGAGUAUUUUCGACCAGCACUGUGCUGCAGUUACAGAACUUCAGACCACAUACUUCAUUUCACUGAUGUUCUUCGAAGAAAAUCUCUCCUGCGAAACAAAAGGCCUGAAAUGCGACCAUUAUUUGGACUAUCAAUCACUCUAAGACAUGGUGUAAAUCCCACUAAAACAAACCUUUUGAGUUCGGUUCAAAGUGCAGUGGGCUCAAAUUGGAUGAUCACCAAGUUAUACCACUCCAUAAAUCUACUUUCCAAUUUAGCAGUACCCCGAUUAGAUUAUUCAGUCAAUCAAUAUACCGCAAGGUCAAACUGGAUGAUCACAAAGCUUAGCAAAGAGCGUCGAAUUGCCGAAGCACGGCAAGUAUUCGAUGGAAUGCCUGAGCCGGAUGUCAUUACAUGGACAACGUUGAUUUCUGGCUAUAUAAAAUGUGGGCUGAUGAGAGAAGCAAGAAAAUUGUUUGAUAGAGUGGAUGCCAAGAAAAAUGUAGUCACAUGGACUGCUAUGGUUUCGGGGUAUUUGCGAAUGAAUCAUAUUUUAGAGGGGGAGAAGUUAUUCAAUCAUAUGCCUAAUAAGAAUGUUGUUUCUUGGAAUACUAUGAUUGAUGGGUAUGUGCAAAGUGGUUGGAUUGAUAAAGCUUUGGGUUUGUUUGAGAAAAUGCCGGAGAGGAAUGUGGUUACUUGGAAUACGGUUAUAGUGGGGUUGGCUCAGUAUGGGAGAGUUGAGGAGGCAAGGAGGUUUUUUGAUUUGAUGCCAGAAAGGGAUGUGAUUUCUUGGACGGCUAUGAUUACAUGUUUGUCAAAGAAUGGGAGAGUCGAUGAGGCCAGGGUGCUUUUUGAUAGGAUGCCAGAGCGGAAUGUGGUUUCAUGGAAUGCGAUGAUGACAGGAUAUGCACAGAACUUGAGGUUGGAUGAAGCUUUUGAUUUGUUUGAGAGGAUGUCAGAAAAAGAUGUCUCGUCUUGGAAUACGAUGAUCACAGGUUUUAUUCAGAAUGGGGAUUUAAGAAGGGCAAGGAAGUUCUUUAAUGGAAUGCCACGAAGGAAUGUCAUCUCUUGGACUACAAUGAUCAAUGGAUAUCUGGAAGAUGGCCAAAGUGAAGAGGCAUUGAAGAUUUUUGUGCAAAUGCUAUCUGAUAAUAGGAUAAAGCCUAAUGAAGGGACGUUUGUGAGUGUCUUGGGUGCUUGUAGUGACUUAGCUGGUCUUGGAGAGGGAAUGCAAAUUCACCAAAUAAUAUGCAAGACAGUUUAUCAGGAUAGUGCAUUUGUGGUAUCCGCAGUCAUAAACAUGUACUCAAAAUGUGGAGAGCUGGUUACUGCUAGGAGAAUGUUUGAUGAUGGGUCAAAAAGCUUGAGGGAUUUGAUCGCUUGGAAUGGUAUGAUAGCAGCCUAUGCCCAUCAUGGAUGUGGUAGAGAGGCUAUCAACUUGUUUGAAGAAUUACAACAUUUAGGUUUCAGACCAAAUGAUGUGACCUAUGUAGGAUUGCUUGCUGCUUGUAGCCAUUCUGGUUUGGUGGAGGAGGGGUUAAAGUAUUUUAAUGAGCUUGUGGGAGACAGGUCCGUUGAAGUGAGAGAAGAUCACUAUACAUGCCUUGUUGAUCUCUGUGGUCGAUCAGGGAGGCUCAAGGAGGCUUUUGAGUUCAUUGAGCAACUUCCAACUAAGGCAUCAGCAUGUGCUUGGGGGGCUCUUCUUGCGGGAUGUAAUAAUCAUGGGGUCACAAAUUUAGGGAAGAUGGUUGCAAAAAAGCUUUUGGAGGUGGAGCCAGAAAAUGCUGGUACUUAUAUGUUGUUAUCAAACAUAUACGCUUCAAGUGGGAAAUGGAAAGAAGCUGCAAAGCUGAGGUCGAAAAUGAAGGGCAAAGGGUUAAAAAAGCAGCCAGGGUGCAGUUGGAUUGAAGUGGGGAACAGGGUUCAUGUUUUUGUAGUUGCUGAUAAAUCUCAUUCUGAAACCGAGGCUAUUUAUUCUUUACUUUGCAAUCUUCAUUUGAAAAUGCGGAAGGCUGUUAAGAUUUUAGACGAUGAUUUUGCAGUGGAAAAGGAUUUCUUGGUAACGUAAAUUUUCGAUCUUCAGCAUGAGUAUUCUAGGUGAUGGUUGACCACCUGGUUGCAUUUUUGGUGAUGAUUAUCACUUGUAUCAUGCCAAAAGCGAAAGAGUGCAUAUGGAGUACUUCUUUGUCUGCUUUAUGGUCUACACAUCCUCUGCAUUUCACACAAACAGCGUGAUACCCCUAUGGCACAGAAACGGCAUUGAGGGAAUGUAGCCUCCUUUCACCUAAAGAGCAAAGGUGUAACAAUCAUUUCUUUAGCAUUUUCAGUAUGCAUACAGAAUGAGCCUUAAUGUGGCGACUCUGAAUGCCAGAGAUUACUAAGGGAUUAUAGGCAUAUCAACUUCUAGAGAUGUGUGCAAGCCUUUAAUUUGUUACAGCUUCAGAAGCUGUCAGUCUCCCCAGUGCGAGGAAUGUAUGGCUAAAACACUUCUCACUCUUGCUUCUGUGGAGAGGGAUGCAUAGAAUUAGUUUUUAAUCCUUUUAAAUCACAAACACGGGUACAAACUACCGAUUGAAUUGAUACUAAGAGAAGAUAGAUUUGUUGCCCAAAUUCAAUACAUGCUUACAAUUUUUUUAGUUCCUACAUAAACUUCUAAUCAUUAUCUGGAACCUCUUAUGCAAGAACUCAAGAAGAUCUGUAGUCUAUGUUACUGCCUUGGACAAAUUAUGAAAAAAGGAGGGCUCUGUUGUCUGCAUCAAGUCCACAUUUUAAGAUUUUUGUCACUGCCUGAUGGUUUGGGAUAACUUGAUUAUCGAAAUUUCCAAGUGCAGGACCGUGUGGCGUAUUUGGCAAUAUAUAUCUGCAUAUAUAUAUAUAUAUUUUUUUU